AUGCCGCUCUUCGGAAAGUCCAACAACAACUGGUCAGAGAACCCCGAGGUCCGCGAGGUCGAAAAGCGCGUCGCCAAAGAAACACACGAGGACCAGAAAAACCUCGACCACGCCCUCGGCGACCUCUCCAAAGCGGACAACACCCACAACAAGAGCAUCAAGAGCGUCGACAAAGCCCACCACAACCUCGACAAGUCCGUGCAAAAGGAGCACAAGACCGCUCAGGCCCUCGACAAGGCCACCCACAGGCACGACGUAGCAGUCACCAACGCCAAGAGCGCAGAGAAGACCGAGCAGAUGAGCAGGGAAUACGCGACGCGUAUCGAGCAGGACCUCGAGGAGAAGCGCCAGCGCGUGGAGGACCUCCGCCAGCAGAAGGCGCACAACGACCAAAUCCGAGAGACCAGGCUCUCCGAGAUCCACGCCCGAGAAGCAGCCAUCGCCGACACCCGCUCGAGCUUCGACGCAGGCGCCGUCCCCGCAGGCGUCGAAGGGCCCAGCAUCCAAGCAGCCGCGAGCGGGGGCCCGGGCGCGCCCGCCGGCGCUGCGGGUGCCCCAUCUGCUUGA
Molecule: messenger RNA, 567 nt
Organism: Dichomitus squalens LYAD-421 SS1
Lineage: Eukaryota; Fungi; Basidiomycota; Agaricomycetes; Polyporales; Polyporaceae
Exons: 4
Coding region: 1-567 (188 amino acids)
Source: RefSeq, a predicted model, not a curated record